Porites evermanni is the source of this 5052-nucleotide messenger RNA. The record is from the annotation of a GenBank genome assembly. NCBI's taxonomy places the organism in Eukaryota, Metazoa, Cnidaria, Anthozoa, Scleractinia, Poritidae.
AUGGGCAUCAUGACUAAUGUGGGAAAAGCAUUGGACAAAGCAAAAGAAGAAGCACAGUUCUUCAGUUCUUCCAAGGCAACUAUUAUUGUCGUUCUGGUAGCCUGGAAGUCAAACGAUGAACUGGGGAUACCUGCCUUUGAACUAAAGAACAGCAGUGUGAAUAUUAUUGCAUUGGGAUUAGGAUUGAACUAUCUCGUGGCUGAUUUAUAUCUUUUGGCCAGCAAUUCUAAACCUGAUUAUAUACUGACGGUGCAGUUUGGUGAUUUAAAGACAUUCGUGACAGUUACAAGGGAUAAAAUAUAUCAAGGUGUGGAACAUAACAUCAACUGUUCAACGUUUUAUUAUUAUUAUUUAUUUAUUGAUUGAUUUUUCUGUGAGGAAACGUUUGAUUGAUGUACCACGGGCCGGAGUUUUGGCAUAUGAAGUUGAAAAUAUCGUUACAAAUUACUCCCCUUUUUUAAAAUGGCGUCCAUCUUGGAUUGAAAAUGCAGUCUAAUCUUAGCCAGUUUCGUGUUUUAAAAUUGCUUUUUCUUGUCGUAUAAAAUGUGUGUUAAUAUUAAUGAUAUAUCUCUUUUAAUAUGAUUGAUGGUCCUUUUCUGUCACUUUAGUUGCAAAUCCUUGCUCCAGUGCUAACUGUAAUCCCGGGGAAAGAUGUGUCAGUCUAUAUGGAGUUAAUGCAGGAUAUAAUUGCAUUCCACGUAAGUCAAGUGCACGAUCGAUUUGUGUAGAUUGAGGGGAAACUUGAACGCCUACUGAAAAAACAACAACAACAACAACUGAUGCUCUUUGGCAUAAGUGAAAUUGACUCUCCAUUAAGUUUUAGGGAUGCUGUGUUCAUUAUUUGACUUGAUCGAGUGCCUCGAUCACUUUUAUAAGAUAGUGUUGUUAGAUUCUGUGAAGCCCGGCGAGAGAAUUAGCUCAUGUGAAGUAGAUUAUCAUCAACUUCAACGUUUAAAUCGAUAUUGCAGUCACAAAUAACAUUUCAAACACAUCUUAUCUUUACUUGUCAAAGGUACACCAAUAAUCGUUGGGUGCAUGGCUUUUAAAUUGUAACCAGCCUUUGAAUACCUUGAUAAAAUCCCUCUUUUGUUUUAUGUAACUAUCUGAUUUCAAAAUUAAAUAGAUACUUUCUUUAUAUUUUCAUUUGUAGCGGCAAGCGUCUGUUAUCCCAACCUGUGUAAAAAUGGAGGAAACUGUACUAUAACCGGUUACAGUUCUUACAACUGUUCCUGUCCACGUGGAAUAGGAGGGGAGAAUUGCACGGCAGGUAAGUCACUGUGGUUAAUUAAGUUAAUAUCUGAUAAUAGACUCGCAAUUAUACUACCUUAGGACAAAUAUUUGUAGACCGUAUCCAACUGUCCAAAUAUAGCCUUACCGGGCUGUCUUUUUACCCCUCACGCAACCACGGGGUGGAGGAAGGGGGACUGCGGACUGGCUCGUUAUUUUCAUAUAACCCCUAAAACUGCAUUUUAUUUCCUUUUUAAAGAUAUUUUUAAUGAUUGUCUUUCGGAGCCUUGCCAAAAUGGAGGAUCCUGUGAAAACCUACUUGGUGAUUACAGAUGUAAUUGCACAUCAGGUUUUACCGGAAGGCAAUGCGAUAUAGGUAUGUACUACUGGAUUUCCUUACUAACCCUCUUAGCCCUAAGAGUGAUCAGCAUCAACUUUCUCCUUGUAAUAUCAAAGCUUUGUAAAACAGAGUGGUGAUAAGAAAUACGGAAAUGAUCACACAAGAUGAAUUUGCUUGAUAUUUAAUCAACUUCUUCCCAUUACUUCUGUAGAAAAUGAUAGGGGCAACAAAUGAGAAUUUCAAAUUUUGAUUGUAGGGUUUAAAGGUUUGAAUCGACUUCCAGUUAUUCAAUUUACUUUAUUUAAGUUAUGUAGAUGUAACUACAGUAGGUAGUACCCUACCCUGGGGGUACCCGCAAGUGGCCGCUCAUUAGAGGUUCGUCAGAAAUUAGCAUAAUCGUUAGCAGAAACAUCACUGUAUUUUGAAACAAAUGCGCGACGGGGGAAACAAUUUACUGGUCUACAAUCGGUUGUCACCUUCUAUUUGGGACUGUAUUUUCCUUUAUCAUAUUCUUAACAUGAAGCCAAACUAAGUGUAUCAAGCGCUUGAUGGUUCAUUAAUAGAGGUGCCAAUAAUUGGUAAAGGCUCUUUGGGAUAGCCAAAUGAUGACCGCGGUUUAUUAACUUUCUUUGUUUCAUGGACUGUUGUUAGGGUCAAGUAUAUUGUUAAGGACGUUUUGUUAUCCCUUGUUUUACACCAGCUGUGUAGAAAAAAAAUGCUUCACAGGAGGUUAGAAACAACAAACUAACAAUCUAACAAAAACAAAAUAGAGGCAUCGCAAAAAGAAGAUGGUUAUAAAACCCUUUCACAACAGCUUUACCAAUGCCGCCAUUUUGAAGAACACGAACGUUUGGCACGUUGAACUCACUUAGCAAUCUACAUCCUCUCCCUUACUAGUUGUGAGCUUCAUUGAGGAAAAAACAAAGAAAUGAAAUGAAUUAAUUAUUUAAAAUAUAAAAAUUUAAAAAAAAACAUUAAGGAUAGGUGAUUUGGGCUUCCAAAAAAGCCUUUCUUUUGGCUGCAAAUCUGUGUUUAGUUUUAAAUAAGGUUGUACGUUACAAAUAUAUAGGCUGCACAUGUUCUUUCCUUACUAUCAAAUUGUAAUUGUAUCAUUCUCAUAUUAUGGUAUUUUGAUUACUUCUUUCUAGUCUGCUCAUUCCAGAAGUUCAACUUGGUGUUUCUAGUGGAUGGGUCUGGUAGCAUUGAAGGGCAGGGGUCUGGGAAUUUCCAACGCGCGAAGGACUUCGUGAAAUCUAUUAUAGAGGAGUUUGACAUUAGCAGGGAUGGCACUAAUAUCGCUUUCGUGCUUUUUGCGUCUAGCGUCCAAGUCGUCUUUUCAUUAAAUGAGUUUUACAACAAGGCUGACAUGCAACAAGCCGUCCAAGCCGUACCGUAUCCUGCGGGCGGUACAAAAACAGGAGCAGGUUUGUAUGACCCUAUGCGUGUCUCAUCGAUUGAUUGAUUGAUUUGUGUAUUUUCCAUAAGGUGGACGCCAACCGCAAAAAAGUACCAGAUAGAAAAGAUGCUGAUAUAGAGAAGAACUUAUUAGGCCCCCGAGGCAGUUAUCUGUGUCUUGGCUAUAUCUCAGUAAUGUAGCUGACAUUUGACGGUGAUGAUUAUGAUGAUGAAGACGAUAACGAUGAUAAUGAUGAUGAAGACGACGAUGAUCAUCAUUAUUAUUCUUAUUUCUAUCGUCGCAGGUUUGGAUGUGGUUCGCAGUCAGAUUCUAGCCAAUCUGGGUGAUCGCAGUAAUCUUACAAACAUUGUUAUUGUUGUAACGGAUGGACACUCCGGUGACGACGUUCGAGCCCCUUCCAGUAGGCUUCGGGAUAUGAAUGUGACGAUAAUCAGUGUGGGGGUGGGUUGCUGCUACGAUAUUUUUAACUUAAAGGAUAUGGCAUCGGAUCCAGACGACGAUUACGUUUUUGAGGCUACUUUCACGACCUUGGAUACGAUCGUCGGUCGCAUGCGACAGCGAAUUUGCAGUGGUAAGUAAAAACGAGUGAAAUAUGAGCACUGGAUGUGAACGACAAGUGCAGGCACGGUCAAUAAAAUACGUGUUACAUGAGCAACAGAUGAAAAAGAAAACUUUAAGAUGUUUUGUAUGUGAAAAUAUGGACUGAUAUUGCUUGUCUUCAAUCAAUACUUCGGCUGUAACAAUAGCCCAUGAGCCUUCGGCUUCAUGGGCUGUUGACGCAGAGGCCAUGAGGGUGAGAGGAAUAAUUGUUUCAUUAAAAUCCGAGACAAAACAACUUUAGCUAGAAAAACGCGAUUCAGCCGCCAUUGUUUGCGCUUUUCGCUACUAGUGGGCUAUAACAUAUAGCCUAGUAGUAGCUCAACCAAUCAGAACGUAGCAUUGAGAAUGGACCACUAGUUGUAUUUUACUAAAACCUCUUACCUGGUAAUUCUUCGCAGUAUUCAAAUUUCUUGUCAAAAUUAGGCGUAAUAUUGCUCCCACUUUCUUUCCCUUUUGUUGUCUUUCCAUUGCGCCCGGUUAAGGUAUACUAGAUAUCAACCCUUUAACAUGUUAACCUUUCUAGUGAUGGGAUAAUUUAACGAAUACGAUGUACAAGGGAAAAAAUUCCUCAACCUUGUGCCAUAAAACUUCUCCACUAUCCCCUCCACUCUUUUGUACUGCGUUAUACAGUUGGCUUUGAAAAUUAAGACGUAAAUAUGUGUCGCGAGCUCUCUAAGAUCAUAUAAAUACAGCGUCGUUUGAAACACGUGGUGGUUUAGCCACAAACUUAGAUUUCACCAAAAAACCCGAUUUAGUCAGAACGUUAAGAAACUAGACGUUUUAGACUUGAAACUUGUUAUAAUGCUUUUCUUUAUUUAGCUAUUGUUCUUAUUCUUUGUACUUUGAAUAGUGGUGGAUCAUUGCUCUCAUAAACCUUGUGCUAAUGGUGGAACUUGCACUAGUGAGCCAAGUGACUUUAUCUGCAAUUGUACAGCACCAUGGACAGGAAAAGAUUGCUGGACAGGUUAACUGUUUGAGUUAUAUAUCUCAUCUUGCAAUCUAUUUAUAAUGGUAAUUGAACUGAGUGGAGUGCAAUUUGUAGAGCGAAUCUCAUCAUUUCGAGUGCAAUUUGAAAUAAAUCAGCGCGGGCGGGUGCAAUUUGUGGUCUGAAGAAUUAAGGAAAGAUUUCUGGACGCAGAAUAUUUGAGUCUCAAUGUCCACUUGAAACUAUAAUAUCUCCUUCAAGUCUCUCAAAAACUGGUGGGGGCGGUGUUCUUUGGUCCCAUUGGGUCCAGGAAAAAAAAAAGAAAAAAAAAGAUCAACAUCUACUUUUCAGGGUCACACGCAGUUAGGAUGCUAAUACAGUACGUAUGCAUUCUCAAAACCAUGUUUACUAUCUGUAUAUGUCUACUUUCAACCUUUUGAUAAAUACUUUCAAGGAGAAAUCGCCCACGCCAUAUCAUCACAUGUCACGCCAAAUCAGUUAAACACUGUUAUCCUCUUUACAAGAUUCACAAGAAAGUAUUGA